Messenger RNA from Nerophis lumbriciformis (worm pipefish), 561 nucleotides. NCBI's taxonomy places the organism in Eukaryota, Metazoa, Chordata, Actinopteri, Syngnathiformes, Syngnathidae. The record is from RefSeq and is a predicted model, not a curated record.
AUGUUGGCCCUGAUAAACAGGCUUUUGGACUGGUUCCGAUCCCUUUUCUGGAAAGAAGAGAUGGAACUUACACUCGUGGGACUUCAGUAUUCCGGGAAGACCACCUUCGUCAAUGUGAUUGCUUCAGGCCAGUUCAGUGAAGACAUGAUUCCUACGGUUGGAUUCAACAUGCGGAAAGUCACAAAAGGCAACGUGACUAUUAAGAUAUGGGAUAUAGGCGGGCAGCCCCGCUUCAGAAGCAUGUGGGAACGCUACUGUCGAGGAGUGAAUGCUAUUGUGUAUAUGGUGGACGCAGCAGAUCGAGAAAAGAUAGAAGCGUCCCGAAAUGAGCUCCACAACUUGUUGGACAAACCACAACUACAAGGAAUUCCAGUUCUAGUGCUAGGCAACAAGAGAGACUUGCCCAACGCCCUGGAUGAGAAGCAGCUUAUUGAAAAGAUGAACCUAUCUGCCAUUCAGGAUCGGGAAAUCUGCUGCUACUCGGUAUCCUGCAAAGAGAAAGACAACAUCGAUAUUACACUACAGUGGCUCAUCCAGCACUCAAAGUCACGGAGAAGCUGA